GGCCUUCGUCUGUGGGCGGUGAUGUGACUCCCGUUUUGGUGGUGCCGGGCUCCAUUUCGAAGUCCGCACGACCGUCGCCUCUCGUCGUCAUCUGCCAGAAUGUCGUCGGUCAACCCGGUCAAUCCAAAGCCAUUCAUGCAGGAGCUGACGGGGAAACCGGUGUUUGUCAGACUAAAAUGGGGACUCGAAUACAAGGGUUUCCUCGUAAGCACGGAUGGCUAUAUGAACCUCCAGUUGGCGAAUACAGAGGAAUUCCAAGACGGCCAAUCCACAGGGAGCCUUGGGGAGGUUUUCAUACGUUGUAACAAUGUUCUCUAUAUAAGGGAAGCACCAUCGGAGUGAUUGUCGUGUAUCGUAGUUGCAUUACUGGCCUUCGCGUAGUCGUGUUGUUACAUAAUCAAGUGACCAUUGUCGUCCAUACAAGGAAACAACGCUUCCCGCUU
Molecule: messenger RNA, 443 nt
Organism: Pisolithus orientalis
Lineage: Eukaryota; Fungi; Basidiomycota; Agaricomycetes; Boletales; Pisolithaceae
Exons: 5
Coding region: 100-342 (80 amino acids)
Biological process (GO): mRNA splicing, via spliceosome; spliceosomal snRNP assembly
Cellular component (GO): catalytic step 2 spliceosome; U1 snRNP
Molecular function (GO): RNA binding
Source: RefSeq, a predicted model, not a curated record